Molecule: messenger RNA, 2712 nt
Organism: Gambusia affinis (western mosquitofish)
Lineage: Eukaryota; Metazoa; Chordata; Actinopteri; Cyprinodontiformes; Poeciliidae
Product: G-protein coupled receptor 151
Exons: 1
Coding region: 333-1469 (378 amino acids)
Biological process (GO): G protein-coupled receptor signaling pathway
Cellular component (GO): membrane
Molecular function (GO): G protein-coupled receptor activity
Source: RefSeq, a predicted model, not a curated record
UGUGCGUGUGUGUGUGGGAGCAGCGAUUCCUCUGAGGCUGGAGUGUAAACUGCGGCCGCUCCGCUCGCCUUUACGCGCGCUGUAGCCUGGAGUCCCACUGACGAAGUGACGUGAGCGCCUGACGAUGCUAAAUGGCAGGACUUGAAAUAGCCCGUACCUACCAGUCUGCCCUCCCACUUGCUGCUUGUCAGCACUACGGCAGUUCCUAGGUUUGCUUUUGGAGAGAAUUUUGAAACUUAAAAAAUAUUUUUUUGAAAAAACUCGUUCAUUUGUAUUUUUUGUUUUCUUUAAGGGGGAGGAUAACUUUUUCGAGAAACUCGAAGCAGGAGGAGAUGGAUAUUGAUCCACCGACUAAUGUCUCCUUUUUCGAUUUCGUCGGAGGAGUCCAGCUCCUCCGGGGAGAGGACACCCGGACCGCCAUGCCCGUCCUCCUGAUCGGGAUCUGCGUGUCCGGCGCGGUGUGCAACCUACUGGUGUUGCUGAUCUUCAUCCGCGACUUCCGGAGCGGCAGGGGCUCUGAGAUGAAAGCCCUCCUCGCCUCGCUGGCCUCCACGGAUCUGGCCAUCCUGCUGCUGUGCGCGCCCGUGCGCGCCGUAACCUACUACAGACAGACCUGGACCUUGGGGAGCUUCGCGUGCCGCACCACGGACUGGUUCCAGCACUCGUGCGUGAUCGCGAAAACUUUCAUCCUGGUCGCGACCACCAAAGCCAAGCACACGUUGCUGCCGCGCGCCGCCGCGUCGCAUCCCGUCCACAGCCCCACGUGGAUCCACGGAGCGCUGGCGUUCAUCUGGACGGUGUCCGUGAUGUUCCCCAUCCCGCAGAUGCUCUUCGCCGCCUUGGUGCCGCGCGGCGACGACUUCGUCUGCGUCUCCGAGAUGCCGGUGUGCGCGUCUGACUUCAUGAGUUUGUUCUACAAGAUCUACCCGACCGUGGCGUUCGUGGCGCCGGUCAUCUUCACGAUCGCGUACUACACCAAAACUCUGUACACCGCCGUGAACCACGCGCCGAGCCCGCGACAUCAGAGCAAGGUGGUGCUGGUCCUGCUGUGCCUGAGCGGCGCCGUGGGGCUCAUGCUGCUGCCCGAGUGGGGGACGUUCACGUGGAUCAGACUGGGCUACAACAGACCCCCGGCGGGGCUGAUGAUGUUCGCGCAGGUCCUCCUUUACGCGUGCAGCGCCCUGUCCCCGGUCGUCCUGAUGACCAUGUACGACGACGUGCGCCAAGGACUGGUCGCGAUCUGGUUCGUCGCAACUUGCAGGAGCGACAAGCACGAGCCCGAGGUGGAGUGCCCGCACACCGAGGGGAACGGGGCGGAGGUCGCGGCGAACGCGGUGGGCAACGCCGUCUCACAGACGAAGGAGGCGACGUUCCCCGACGUGGAGCACUUCUGGACGGGGCGCCGGAACACGCACGUGGAGGACGAGCACGAUCCGGUUCCGUGGGAGAAAGAGGAGAAGAUGCUGUAAUGAACUUUUUUGUUGUUGUUGUUGUUGUUGUUUAUUUGUUUUUUAGCAGGAUAUUUUCAGUUUGUUGUUGGCUGCUUUAUAAUACGUCCACCCACUCAGACCUUUACUAAAGGCGGUAGUGGUAUUGUGAGCAUGAUUAGAUGUAAUAUAAACUUGUACACUAUAUGGUUUGGUGUUGUACAGAGCCGGCCCAAGGCAUCGGCAAACUAAGCUGGUUACGGGCCUCCACGCCAGCAGGGGAACUAAAGAGCAGUAGAAUUGUCACAAAAGUUUUAGAGUAAAGGGUUUUUUUUUUCUAUUUGUAUGAGAGGACAUGUUUUGCUUUGCACGUUUACAUUUGGGAUUCACAAUGUUUAAAAUGUUAUUUAUUCAUUAGUGUAGUCCUAAAAAAUGCAUAGCAAAAACAUUCUGUUCAUUUGUUUUUAUUGUUACAUUUUUUAACAUGGGAUUUUUAAAAAUUUUUCUUUAAAUGUCUUAUUUCUUGAUUAAUACUAAUGCAUCAAAAUAAAUGGUAAUGUUAGUUGAAAAUAUAACUCCAACUUUUAAGCGAAAUCUUUUACAUUAGAAUUUUAGUACAUGAAAAACUUUAAGUACAUAAAUGUUGAGUAUUUUUAAAAGUUAUUUACUGUGCAUAUGCUUUAUCAUAUGUGUUUCCUGUUUAUUUAUUUACUUUCUAAUAACUUGACUUUUUUAAUUUUCAAAAAUUAUGAAUAUUAUAAUAUUUUUUGUAGUACAAUUUGAAUUAAUAGACAGUGAUAUUCUAAACUUUACAUGUAAAAUCAUAUAUUGUUAAAUAUCAAGUGGGAGAGAUAUUAGUAAUCUAAGUCUUGUUUUAUUAUUACAAUGUACGUUUUAGGAUGUAACUCUAGAGUUUGACUCUAAAGACUUUUCUGCUUAAAAUAUUUUUGUUUUUUGUUUUUUCACACUAUGUGAAGUGAAUGUAAUUCAAGCAUCAUGCAGUUCUUUGUCAAUCAAUAUAAUACAUUGCAUGCAUGAUCUGACUGUCUAGUUGUAAAUCUUAAUUCUAAAUAUUUAUAAUUAUAUAAGAUAUGGAGGCUUUAGGGGAGGGAACAUUAGUUGAGCUGGAGGAUCAAAUUAUGUCUAACUCCCAAUGAAGCCUUGGACCAGCUCUGUUUCUACUUACUCUUUAAACUUUUAUUUUGAAUAUCUCUUCUCACUUACAACUUUGAUGCACUGUCUAUAGGACAUGUUUAUUUAUAGGUUUCUCUUUGUGUGACACGUG